UCUUCAACAGACGUCAUAGUCUUUAGAUUACUCAAUGAACAGUAUUUCAUAAGUGUAGUGAAUAUUUUUGGUUAAUCGAUCGAUUAAUUUCGAGUGCGCCGUUUGGGAACAAUUACGUGAUUACUAUUUUUUUUUUUUUUUAACAACCGUCAUAUCCUGUCAUAUUUUGUCUAUUGAAAUGAAAUUCCGUUUUACGAGCGAUAUUUUCGCUUAUUAGCAGCGUUCUCCGCAAGAAAUUUAAAUGUUAGUAACAACGCUCCUGGUUUAGAAAAGAUUUUCCCUACUUGACAAUAUGUCCUCGCAAUUUUUUUCCAAUAUUGGAAAUGUGUGCUUUUUACCAGGUAAGCGGUUUGACUGUUUGACGGCCAGUCACCUAACAAACUAAGGGUCAUUUGUUUCUUAAGAAGAUAAUAUCUAUAUAGUCGAAAUUGUUACUACGUCCGAAUAACAAUCAUGUAUAGAACCACAUAUCAAAUAUUUCAUUCUCGCAUAUUGUAAAUGACGCUGGGUAUAUGUUUCCUAAAUGUGUAAUCUUUAUUCCUUAUUUCAUAAUCAGAAUUGUGUAAAUCUAACACCAAAUUAUCCAAGGAUGCCUUCGUUGUAAUAACGAUGACUGAAUUGCAAACGAAGCAUCAAAGCUCUCCUUGCUUAUGAAUACACCAGGAGUUAGCAAAGAUUACGUUCUUUAUUUUUUUAUUGAUGAAAUAAUUUAGAUUAAACACGUGAAGAAAAAAAAAGUUGAACAGAAGAGACUAUCCCCCGUAAUCUAUCUGAUGACUAGAUGCACCAUCGUAUAUUAGGCCUUGUAUUGACAGAAAAUGACAGGUUAUAGUCGCACAGAGUAAUGCAUUGCAAUCUUUUGUUUUUCUUUUAAAUAACAGUUCAAAAUAACUCAAAAAGUUAAAAUAAUUGGUGGAAGUUGACAUAAAUUUGAACUUCUUUUAGCAGUUACGAACCAUUGCUACAUUUUUUUUAAUUUUUCCAUCAUAAAGAGGUAACACGUGGCUAACAUAACUUCUUUACACUCAUUUUUUGACCGAUUUUUCACAAAGAUAUUAGACAAUAAAUAGUCACGGAAGAGAACUUUUAUUAGCGACAAAUAUACAAGGCCCUUUCAACCCCAUAGUAAACGAACACAACCUUUUAUGCUCUGCCGCGUAGGGAAACGUUAACAAUCCAAGAAAACCACCAAUACUCAGUGAGAUAUGGCGUAUACGGACUAAACUACUGCGAUCCUUGUCUUCAAAGCAAACAAUCCAAGAGAAUCACCUUGGUAUAUGCGAAAAGCUAGACACGGUCAUUCCCUAUAAUGGAACUAAGACAAGCGGAGUCAAAAGUGCCGCCCAAUUGAUAUGUACACCUAAGGGCACCCAAGGAGCUAAAAACUUAUGAGUCAAAUGAUUUGCUAACGGAGAAAUAUAGUCCGCUGCAAAGCCAUGCGAUCAAUCAUAUAUCACCUGACCUGGGUAGCGCGCAUCUAAAAUUGUCUAAAAUUGUACGCAUUCCUCAGUUUUGCUUGAUGUUCAGUUACUGCCACUCACUUAACUCUUAAUGCCAUACUGUGAGUUGCUGUUCAUAUGGUGCUCGAGAAAGUCUUUGUGUAUAUCUAGCGUUGCGCCCUUUUUGAUUUGAAGGGUAUCCAUAACUUCUUAUAGCUCGAAACAGAGCUCUGUUAUAUAAAAUGAAGCAAACUGAGAAGGGCAAGACAAUAUAUUUUGAUAUGUUUAAAGCUGCAUUACAUUUGCGUGCAAAUAUGUGAAUUGUGGUAGAUAUAAUGUUACGGACGACUAGUUAAACUUCCGCAACUUAAGUUGCAUUUUAAAAUUUAAAAAAUGCCUAAAUUCGCAAGUUUGACGCACUCCGGAUGAUUAUUAAUGCAUUUUAAAAGUGUCUUUUUUGUCUCCAAGGUCUUAAACUAUGGUCAACUAUGGCCCUUGAGCUAAGAGCUUCCUUACACUUACAUUUAUAAACUUUCUAAAACAUUUUUUUUAUAGAAUAUGUAUCAUGUCAAGGAUCAGUGCCGUUUCGAUUAACUUUAUUCCUCAAACCAAGUUACUUCUUUUUAUUACACGGCAAUUUGUAGUUUUCUUUAUAAAUUAAACUACCCCUUCAGUAAUCAAUAACUAUUGAUCGGCUCGCAGCUUUAUCUACUGCUGGUGAUGAUCGAACGUCAAAAUAAGACCCCCUGGCCUGAACCUCUUCAUCCUCUUCUGUUUUCAAAGUUAAUUUCCAUAAUCUUGGACAGAAAUUACUUUAAGCGCUAUAAAUAAUGGUUUUCUGUGAAGUGAAUGUACCACCUGGUUAGCUCAGUUGGGAGAGCGCCGGUCUGCCGAGCGGGAGGUCGCGGGUUCAAACCCCGGCCGGACCAACACUCAGGGUCUUUAAAUAACUGAGAAGAAAGUGCUGCCUUUGUAAUGACAUCUGCAAAUGGUUAGACUUUCUAAUAAGGACGAUAAGGAGGAAAAACCGUAGGUCCCGUCUCAGAGCACUUUCACUGAUUUGUUCUUGUGGGAAGUAAAAGAACCUACAUCACUAUUCGAAAAGAGUAGGGGUCGUAGAUCCCGGUGGUAUGGCCAACCUUUACGGGUUGUGGGAUUGGGCAGGGAUGGCACCUUGCAUGGGACUUAUGAGUCCCGUUCGUGCACAUUCCCUCUGGGCAGGCCUGUGUCCAGAAAAGCUGGUAAAUAAAUAAAUGAAUAAAUAAACAAAUAAAAAAUAAAAAUGAAUUAUGGAGGGUUGUGGCAAAUACAAGUAAAGAACAAAUCAAGUAGUGUCAAAAGAGCAAUUUUAACAACUACCUCUUUGUUUAUUUGCUUCAGUUUUAGUUUUCACUUUGCUUCAACUGGCCAACGCCCAACACAGUAAGUAUAUGCUAGAUUUCACUUGUGUUAUUAUCAUUUUAUUUUCAUUAUUGUUAUUACUAUUAUUAUUAUUAUUAUAUUAUUAUUAUUAUUAAUAUCAAUAUUAUUAUUAUUAUUAUUAUUAUUAUCAUUAUUAUUAUUACAAGUGAAACCGGUAAACGUAAAUUAUAAUUAUUUUACACAAUGUAAAACUUCGAGUUUAAACCUUAAAAUAAUUUGAUCAAAAAGGGUUAGUUUUUUCGUCUUUCUUCGGUGCCGCAAAUUUAUACGACGAAGUCACGGUUUGAGGUUGUCCGUUUCAGUGAAAAGUAAUGUUAUUUGCUUUUAUUGAAACGGGUGGAUGAAAAUUGAUUGCUCUUUUUGGAUGUACAAAUCAUGAGCAGUGACAUACAAGUCAUGUCAAAGAGAAAGGAAAAUAAACUAUAAAAGCUGAUUCUUAAGUAUUGGCAAAUUAAUAAAAUAGAUUUACAAAGAGACAGAGACAGAGACAGAAAUUGCUCUUCCUGGAAGCCCAAAAAAAAAAAAAAAAAAAAAACUUAAUAACGAACACCCUACAAACCACUAAGCUGAAACCGUAUGUCAUGUUAGGCCCCUUUCAAACAUAGAAUUUCUUAUGAGUUCCGAACACCUACUUUAGUCGAUGAAAAUAUAUAAAGGAUAUUACACGGUGGCGAGAAGAUAUGAAUUUUAUGUUCGAGUGGCAAGAACAAUAUCGCGAACAAGUGAGAUAUUGUUCUUGCCACUCGAACAUAAAAUUCAUAUCUUCGAGUCAACGUGUAAUGUUCUUUUUAUUAUAUGGAGAAACCAAUUCAACAAAAGCAAAAGACGGGAAUCGUGACGUCAUUGAACGAUACGACACUCACUAAGGUGACAUACGGAAAAUACGCCACUCGGUUCCCGGAUGAAGUGGCGCAUAGAAUCUACGAGUGGUUUAGUUCCCAGUAAAACACUCUCCUCCAUAUAAUAAAAUUAAACACGGCAGUUGAUUCUGACGUGGGAUAUAAUGGUGCCGAAUUUAAGUCCGUUUGUUGUACAUUAUGUAAUAUUCCCAGCCUCUAGAAAAAAUUGUUUUCCAAUAUGGAUAAGGGUUUUUAUAAUUAAUUCAUUAUAUUCGGAACAAGUGAAAUACGACUUCUAAGCCAAAUGUUGAACCUAAGUCGAAUUUCGACUGUUUCAGUCGCAGAUUCGGCAAAGUCGUAUUUAAUUUGAAACAGUUACCUCUCGAAUUACAUUAGGCACAUGUAAAAUUCGACGUUUGAGCUGGGUAAUGAUAACAGUGUCCAGUAUUACUAAAAAUACCAGUAAAUACUCUAUGAUACAUACAUGUACGGCAUUUUUUAUAUUCCUGUAAACUUUGCUUUCAAUUUAUCACAUUAUGUUACUAAUGCUAUAUGCACCACACAGGUCAAAAAGAGAGUAAAAAAGAGAAAGAAAAAAAAAUAAGGUUAUGAAAAAUUUGCUUCAAGGGUAUUCGAGCCCGCACCCUCCGAAUAAGUCAGAACUAAAAGUUAACGCCUCCAUUGAGUAAAUGAUGUUGUAGGGAUUGGUAUUGUUAAACACCUGCUUACCUAUAAGUUAAUCCCGGUCAUACGUCACGGUCUCGAAUGCGGAAAGUUUGCUUUGAUAAGAUUAUGAUUCCUUGAAAGAAAUUAAAAGGGAAGGUGCAUCCAGAUUUGAUAUCCUGGGGCACUGAAAAGAUACUUUGAUAUGGAUGUAAGCGCCACGUAGGUUCAUAUUCCCUGCUUUUAGCCCUACUUCCAUACAUGCAUGAGCUGGCUCACUCUCAGUUCACUACUUAAUCAUACCCGGACACAACAACCUAGGUUUUUAAUGAAUUAUAUGAUGGAAUCAGACAAAAGCUUUUGCCUUGUUCUGCUGCAAUAACAGACACUUAUUUUUUUACAUUUUGUCUCUUACAUAUAGUAUCUUGUGGGUCUCGACCGAGCGCUAGUAAUCGAAUUGUUGGUGGUUCAGUUGCAAAAGUGAAUAGCUGGCCGUGGCAGGUGAUGUUGAUCGUGAGAUCGUCUGGAGACCAGUUUUGCGGCGGAUCGUUAGUAGACCGUUAUUGGGUGGUGACCGCUGCCCAUUGUGUCAACCGCAUACCACCGUAUUUUAUCAAAGUAAAGUAAGUUACGCUUGAAAUAUUUUAAAGCCAGAAAUAAUACUCCUCUUCAAAACCUUCAGAGAAGAUGGGAAUAGGUACAAGCUUUGGGCGCAGUGAUUUCUGGGAUUGUUUGGGCGGACAAGCGAUAGUUAUGAUUAUAAUUAUCGGGGCUUUUUAUAUCCUGGCAACAUGCAGCAGUAGGCUGGGAUACCAGAUUCUGUGUUUACAUCGUUUAGUAAUUCUGGCCCCUUAACAUCUCUUUUUAAUCAACCUGCGAUCAGGUGGCCCUUCUCCCUUAUGUUUUGGGCAGUGUAGGAGCUGCUCGGAAGGUCUCUGCUAAUUGGUCGCAGGGAGAAAUUACAUGUCAUUCUUUCAAUUGUUUUAGUAUUGUUUGGGGUCAGGGUUAUUAGGUACCAUUAAGUGGCGACUUUUCUUCCGAGCAGCUGCUACAAAAAAUAAAUACAUAAACAAAGAAAUGAAAAAAAAAAAAAGAAAAGAAAACGAAAACGUUCACAUUGGCCCUGUAAAGGAUAAUCAUUAUAAAUAGUCAUUUAUUUACUUAUUAUAUUUUUAAAGGUUGGGAGCCCACUACAGAACAAUCGGAAAUGUUGGAACAGAACAGGAAAUCGGGGUCGCACAGAUUAUCAGGCAUGAAAGCUAUAAUAACCCUUUGAGCUUUAGCCACGACAUCGCCCUGAUUAAGUUGUUGAAACCUGCGAAUCUUGGAAUAGGCAUCGGACUUGUCUGCCUGCCUGAUAAGGGGCACGCUCUCCCUUUUGACAAUUUGAACAAAAAGUGCUGGAUAACAGGUUGGGGUACGUUGUCUUCAGGCGGGUCCCAUCCAAAUACACUCAUGGAAGCUAUGAUACCACUGGUCUCCAAGCGACGUUGUCUGAAUUCCUACCCUAGAAAGAUUGAUUAUUCGAUGCUCUGUGCUGGCCUGGAUGCAGGAGGAGUUGACGCUUGCCAAGGGGAUAGUGGUGGUCCACUGGUGUGCGAGUUUGACGGUACAUGGUUUCUUGAAGGUGUAACAAGCUGGGGUCAGGGAUGUGCGUAUGCUUCAAAGUAUGGAGUAUAUGCUAAGGUUAGAGAACUGAAAGCAUGGAUAACCAGCCAUAUCUAUCGAGCAAUACCCCCUGCUGUUUCGCCACAGAAUCAAUCGGUGUCCGCAUUAGGUAAGAAUUCUAAACAGCUUUUACAUAACCCUUUCUUGGCAAUAAAAAGGCACUUUACUGUGAUCAUGCAUCUAGCCAAUUUACUGGCAAAAGGUCAAUGAUUCUAAUAAAACAUGCAAUCGUCUCAUUGAUCGUGCUACAGGUUUUAUAAACAAUUCAGAUUUUUUCAUUAAAAAUAGAUUUUACUAGGAAGUUGAUGUUUGGAAGAAAAUUAAUGAAUGAGUGAAUAAAUGAACGGACGAACGAAUGAGUAAAUAGAUGAAUAAAGAAGGAACGAACGUAAGAACGAACGAACGAACAAAUGAAGAAUGAAUAAAUAAAUUAGUUAAUGAAUGGGUAGACGGACAGAAACGAAUGCAUUGAUUUGUUUAUUUGUUUAUUUUACUUGCUAAGUAGGGUGCACAUUUGACAAUGGAUUAUGCUCCGGAUGGAGCCAAUCCGCUUCAGAUGAUUUUGAUUGGACACUUUCGUCUGGUUCAACACCAUCAGAAUCUACUGGGCCAUCUUCUGGUCAAGGGGGAUCAGGUCAGAUGUAGUUUUUGUUUUCUUUUAGUCCCAAAUCCAUCCUCAACGUGGAAGAAAUGUAGCGUUAAUUAAGUUCCUUUAGUCAUUGGCAUGUCCGGAUCCGUAGCCAUAUAUUGCAAUGAAGUAGAAUUUAAUAUAUGUUACGCGUAUACAGCUAAAGACUCUACCUAUUAGUAAUCAAAUAGCAUGGAGCAGUUUAUAUCUUAUAUAGUAUUUUUUUUAUUUGUUUUUCAGUCAAAGCAAGUUCUAAGAAAAUAAACACCAUUUUUGUUAAAACAAACAACAACAGCCAAACAAACAAAAACUUCAACUGCAAAAUACAACACAAAUUCAGUCACCUGUACAUAGUCCUUUAUUGAUUGUUAAAGUAAUAUUUACCGAUAUUUGCCUCCUCCUCUUUCCUUAAAGGAAAUUAUAUGUACAUUGAAACAUCCUCACCUAGAAGACGUGGCGACAAAGCCAAGCUUGUUCUUACUAUUCCAAACAAUGGCCAAAUGUCGUGCCUUUCAUUUUACUAUCAUAUGUAUGGAGCUUCAGUUGGAACUCUUAACGUCUACAGCGGAAACAGCAAAGUCUUUUAUAUUUCCGGACAACAGAGUAAUUACUGGAUUAUGGUGGAGAGAAACAUAAUUCUGAAUGGAUUGGUAAGAGAAAGAAGCGUGCUAACGCGGGCGUUAUUCCAGCUAUUCAUCAUCAUCAUCAUCAUCAUCAUCAUCAUCAUCAUCGCCACUAGCAGAUAGGAAGUGUCAGGUAUAUUGCUAACCACAACUCUUUUCGCAGGUAAUAUUUGAGGGGAUUGCAGGAAAUUCAUUUACUGGCGAUAUCGCGAUUGAUAGUGUAGAAAUAGACAAUGGAAACUGUCUAGGUAAAAAUAAAUCGAUUUGUAUAUAUUUUUAUAUUAUUAUUAUUAUUAUUAUUAUUAUUAUUAUUAUUAUUAUUAUUAUUAUUACAGUCAAACCAGGUCAAGCGUUCAACAUUUAUUAUUGAAUCGAGGUCCAAUUUGACUGUUGGAUUAUUCAUUUUAUGAAUGGAUUAUUGAAUCAACAAACGAAAUCAUUUUUCCGUUAAUGAAUUCAUUAGAUCGUUAGCGACGGGAACACUUGACCUGGUUUGACUGUAUUAUUAUUAUUAUCAUUAUUAUUAUCAUUAUUAUUAUUAUUAUUAUUAUUAUUAUUAUUAUUAUUAUUAUUAUUAUUAUCAUUAUUGCUGCUGCCCAAUAUCAGGCCAUCAAGACCAAGUACUAUCGCAGCAAGAUCCUAAAGGAUAGUGCAGACCCAAUGUGCAGAAUUUGUGGUCAAUUUCAGGAAACUAUUGACCAUAUUUUGGCAGGGUGCCCUGAGCUGGCCGAAACUGAAUAUCUACACAGCCACAACAAAGCCGCCACAUACCUCCACUGGAACAUCUGUAAAGAAAUUAAUAUAAACACAAACGAGAAAUGGUACGAGCAUAAGCCACAAACAGUAAGAGAAAAACACGACAUCACAAUCUUGUGAGAUAUGCCAAUACAGAGAGAUCGUGAGAUAAAGGCCAAGAGACCAGAUAUUGUGAUCAACAACAAACAAGAAAAACGCUGCCUGCUUAUUGAUAUGUCCAUCCCCACUGAAAAGAAUACUUCAGUUAAAGUAACUGAAAAUUUUUCAAAAUACAAAGACCGUGAAAAAGAAGUUGAAUGAAUGUGGGGGAUGAAAGCUACAACAAUUCCGAUAGUGAUAGGGGCCCCGGCACUAAUUAAGAAAGGGUUGGGAAAAUAUAUACAACAGAUCCCGGGUAACAUCAAAAUGCAUGAACUACAGAAGAUCACACUACUUGGAACAUCUCACAUCCUAAGAAAGGCACUCCCUAUCAAAUAGACUUCUACCUCAUUCUAACCCUAGGCCCAAGGAAUGGGCUCGGCCAUUAUGCUGCGUUAUGGUAUUACUUUAAAGAAGAUAAUAAUAAUUAUUAUGAUAAUAAUAACUUCUCAUUAAUAUUUUCUUAUGGACACAGAUUAAAUGAUCUUUUCCUAAUUGUAAGACCAACUGACAUAUGGAUCGGUGGUAACGUUUUAUGGACUCGUUUUAUCUUUAGUGUUCAUACUAAAGACGUUAUUAUUAUUAUUAUUGUCUCUAUUAUCACAGUCUUUGCUGGUGUUCUUUUUGUGCAUCAGCUGGGCGGAAACCAUGCACCUAGAGCGUCAGUCACUCAAGUCAAUCAUUCUGUUCAUACACUGAGCAUCUUUCUGAGGAUUCCUGCAGAUCUCAGCUUACAGAUCUUUUGAAUCUCUGUCAUAGUAGCUCUCUCUGAUACUUUCUUGAUGUUUUCUAACAUACCCUUCUUCACUGUACCAAGCGCACCAACAACCACACGGAUCACUGCGGUUUUCAUAUGCCACAUUCUCUGUAUUUCUAGUUCUAGGUCUUUGUCCUUGCAUUUUUUUUUUCAGUUUCCUUCAGUGCGAUCUUUCUAUCUGAUGGAACAGUCAUGUCAAUAAGUUUGCAGGUGGAAUUCACUGAAUCUUUAACGAUGAUAUCUGGUCUGUUCGCUGUUAUAGUUCUAUCAGUAUUGACUGGCAUGUCCCACAUGAUGGUGAUGUUGUUAUCUUUACUGUGUAUUAUUAUUAUUAUUAUUAUUAUUAUUAUUAUUAUUAUUAUCAUUAUUAUUAUUAUCAUCUCAUUUAAUGUAAUACUGCUCCAUAUAAUUUUCUAAAUCGUUUUCGCAUGAAAACAAUGAGACGGUGGCCGUGUUAUUGUACCAAAAAAAUUUCCCUCGGGGUUUAACCUCCUUUCUCACUUUAACAUAAACUUCCUCUAGCUUUAGUCUUUCCAUACUUUACAUCUUUCAGCUAAUGCUUAUUCGACGCCAACUGCAGCUGGUUCAACGUUACCACCAAGUACUUAUUCAUCCGAAAAUCAGCUUGCUUCCACAACGCCAACUGAAGAUGGUUCAACGCUACAACCAAGUACUUUUUCACCCGAAAAAAAUGCCUCUAAACCGACGCCAAGUGCAGAUGGUUCAACGCUUAAACCAAGUACGCCAUCGAAUGAAGCGAUUAGAAAAUCGGUUUUGUUAAAGGUCAAUAAUAUGGACAUAAAAAAGGUAGUUUUUUUUUUCUUAUAUCAAAAAAACAAUUUAACAUAACAAAUAUUAAUGAUGAAUAUUUAUUUAAUUGUAUUUUUUUAUAUGUGUUUAUUUCUUUUUUGUAAGCUCUUAUCAUUUUUUAUAUUAUUAUUAUUAUUAUUAUUAUUAUUAUUUUCGUUUGCUGUAGUUGUGUUUUUUACUCAUGCACGUGUGUUUUUUGUUAUUAUUAUUGUUUAUCAGUGGAACCGAGUCAUGGAAUACUAUUUCAAAAGAGAAGUUGCAGCUGCGGCGAGGGAAUAUUGUGCUCAAGUUCAGUGUUUCCAAAACCAAUCAAGGUAA
Molecule: messenger RNA, 10061 nt
Organism: Porites lobata
Lineage: Eukaryota; Metazoa; Cnidaria; Anthozoa; Scleractinia; Poritidae
Source: the annotation of a GenBank genome assembly